Messenger RNA from Botrytis sinoallii, 945 nucleotides. RefSeq lists its product as uncharacterized. Bases 1 to 945 code for a protein of 314 amino acids. The record is from RefSeq and is a predicted model, not a curated record. The transcript is spliced from 4 exons. Lineage: Eukaryota; Fungi; Ascomycota; Leotiomycetes; Helotiales; Sclerotiniaceae.
AUGACCUCGGAAGCUGAUGAAAUUGACGGUAUUGCGCAAAGAACGCAAGCACUUCACACCACGCUCAAAGAUUUACAAGCAAGCCUGGGAAGCCUCCAUUCAAAUCACACAUCAGCUGUAACCCUAGUUGCCGCUACCGUCGCCUCAUGCGCAGACAAUAUCAGGACUCUCGAAACAACUCUUCAGAAAUGUCAACUCAGUGUGCCCUUUGGUACGAGAGAAAAGAUCUGUUUCCUCGGCAAGAAAGCGAUCUUUCCUUUCCGUCAAGCCACCCUGCAAAGACUAGAGAAUAUCGUCUGCAAGCUACAGGCUAAUGUGGAUAUGGCUAUCAUGGCUCUGCAACUUGAGGUCUCUUGCAAAUUAUCGGAGCAGACAUCAAGUAUUGUUACAACAUCGGCUAUUACAACGGCUGGCAUAGACUUCAUUGCAAAGGAACAUCAAAGUUUGAAUGCGAGUUUCACGCACAUUGAUGCCAUUCUCCCAACAUUGAAAGACGUCAUGGACAGACAUCUUCAAAAUGAUAUCAGAUCUAGAUCAUUGAAUCAGUACAUGGUUCAAGAACUUCCAAAUGUCAGAAUGGCGCUGCAAGACGUUCCGGAAAUCGUCGAACAAGCAACGUCGCCAGCAUUAAAUUCGAAUCAAAGACAGCUAGCGGCGACUGUGGAUAAUACUUCUUCGAAAGCUCUAGUUCCUGAUAGUGACGAGCGAGCAUUCAAAACAUCAAUACGCAAAGUUGCAAAAAAUGAAUGCCCCUUUACCAGUCUUCAAAUUAUGAACGACAUUCGAGGAAGGGCAUACAAGGUAGAUUCUAUUGGAGUUUCUUUGGAUAUGGAUGAUGUCACUAUUCAAAUUGGGAAAAUGCUUGCAAACGGCCAGGCUUCGUUAAACGACGUCAAUAGACGUGGCGAAUCUAUUCUUCAUGUAUAUGGCUUGUUUAAUCGCUGA